AUGGAAGAAGAUUCAUAUUACGAGUUUAGGGAUAACCUAAUUAUAAAUAUUAUCAGAACAAAUGAUGUCAACAAGCCAUUCUACAGCUAUACGGAAUACAUUCUUGAGUUUAAAGUUCUGAGCAAUCAGAAAAUUUUGAAGAAAAGGUUUUCAGAUUUCGUAACUUUUUAUGAUACACUAAAAGAGGAGUUAUAUACAAAAUUUAAUGAAAAUAUCGAAAAGAUUGCUGUUAUUCCAACAAAGAAGGUUUUUGGCAGAUUAAACUACAAUUUUGUUGAAGAGAGAAGACAAAAGCUUGAAUCAUUUUUGCGAAAUGUUACAAGACACAAGAAAGUAUAUUUGUGUGAAACUUUAUAUGUAUUUUUAUCUAUAGAUAAUAUUGCAAAAUACCAUUAUAAAUUAAUGUGUACAGAAAUUAAUGAUAUGCCAACCAUUGAAAUUUUAUUGAAACAAAUAAAUUAUAUUUUAUUUAUGUCAAGAAAUAAUACAUUAAGAAGCGCAGAAUGUGAUAUAAUAAAUUUUUUAUUUUAUCUUAAGAAUAAUGUAAAAUUAAAUAAUGAUGUAAAGUUUUUUAUUUUAAAUAUAUUUCUCCAUCAUUUAACAUAUACAAAAAACUCAGAAAAUUUAUUGAAUGUUCCGCUGAUGAAAUUUGCCUUUGAGGUCAUAUACGAUAAUUUGAAAGGCAAACAAAUCAAUGAGAUAUUGCUAAAGACCGCUUCCGAGAUCAUCCUUAGAAUUGCCGAUAAAAAAAAUGAAGUAUUUUUAGAGUACCUAAAAAUAUACAACUUCAAAGAAAUAUGCUCCAUUUUUAAUGUUAUAAAUAAGAAAAAGGAAAAAGAAAAAAAUAAACAACAGAAAAAAAAGAAAAAAAAAACAAAUACACUUAAAAUAGAUACUAUAUCAUGUAAUAUAUAUAUAUUAAUAUCUUUACUAUUAUUAUCAUCAAUACAUAUACCUGAAAUACAAGAUUUCUUUUCUGGAAAAUAUAAUAACACAAAUAAAGGGAUUAAAAUAUUGGGAUAUAUGUACGAGAGUUUAAAUAUAAAUAUUCAGAUCAUAUGUUGUAUAAUACUUUCAUUAUUAAUUAUAAAUAAAAAAAUAACAGAUGAAGAUACAAUAAAUAAAACAAAAAUGUCAAUAUUGUUAAUACAAAAUGAAAUUCAAAACAUAAAGAAUGUAGACUAUCAAUUAAUUGAAAUAAUAUGUAGUAAAAAAAACAUAACUAUAUUAAAUAGUAUUUUAGAAUAUUUAUUACAAAAUAAAGAAAUCGAAUAUAAUCUAAUGUUAGACAAUAAUGAAUAUUUGGAAAAAUAUACAAUCAAUGAUGAUCCAUUUGAAAAAGAUUUAUUUUAUGAAAAAAAAAUUGAAAAUGCAGACUUUCGUAAUAAUGAUAUAAUAUUACAAUUUAUUUUAUAUAUCAUAAGUAUAGGUAUCAAUGAAUUUUUUUUACUAAAAAAAAAUAAUAAAUAUCUUAUGAAAAAUAAGCUACUUAAAAUGAAAAUAAGAAGAAAAGAAAUAGAGAAAGAAAAAAAAUUAUUAAAAGAUCAAAAAAAAAAAAAAAAAAAAGCAAAAAAUAGCUCGAAAAAUAAAACAAAAAAAAAUACAUCUUUAUCUAUUGAUUCAAAUUUAAGUGCUGAAAAUUAUUAUGAAAACCAAAAUAAAAAAAAAGAAAAUAAUAUUGAAAAGAGGGAAGAUAUUUACAAAAGUUAUGAUAUAGAAAGUGUUGAUAAAAAUAGCCGUUAUGAAAAUAUUACUGAAGUAAGUGAAAAUGAAAGUAUUGCAUCUAUUCAAAACAAUAAUAAAAAAAAGAAUAAAGAACAAUAUAAUAUUUCUGAUCUUUCAAAUACGGAACAAAAUGAUAGUGCUUAUGAUUCUGAUACAAAAAAUGGAGGAGAUAAAAAAGAUAAAGAUGGUGAAUUAAAAAAAAAUAAAAAUAAUGAGUCUGAUUUAAAAGAUAUAUUUGAUGAAGAUGAAAUGAAAUUCUCAGAAAGUUCAUGUAUUUCCGACUUAUAUUCAUUCUCUAGUGAAUAUAACAAUGCAAACAAUAGUAAUGAUGAACAAGAUAAUGAACAUAAGGAGGAAGAAGAAGAAGAAAAGAAUGAAGAAGAUAAAGAAGGAGAAGGAGAAGAAGAAGAAAAUAAUUAUGAGCAAGCUCCAUUUGAAUUUAGCAAUCUUGAUGAGUUUAAAAAGAUAAUGUACGAUGACGAGUUUAGUAUAGAAUCUGGAAGUCUUAAAGAUGAACUUGAAAAUUUUGAAAAUGAUGAAAAUGAAACAGAUGAUGAUGAAUCAUCAACUGCUGGUAGUACUCAUGAAAAAGACGACGAAGAAGAAGGAAAAAUAAAUAAAGAAAAAAAAGAUAAAAUAUAUAAAAUUAAAGAAGAAAUAAAAAUAUUAAAAGAAAAUAGACGUAAAUUUGCUAGAAAAAUUCGAAGAAUAAAUGAACAAAUUAUAUUAAUAUUAUGUAAUGAACAUAUGAUAAAUAAUAUAUAUAAAUGUGCAUAUAUAGAUAAUUAUAAAAUAAAAAUAUAUGCAUGUAUGAUCUUAUGUUAUAUUCAAAACAUUAGAGAACUUAUUACAAAUAAACAUAAACAAAAUAAGUAUGUACAAAACAAAAUAAAUUCCAAAGGAAAUAAUAAAAGAAUAUUAGCCAUUACUAAUAUUGGUGAAAAGUUUAGUGAAGAUGAAGAUGCAAUUCAACAAGAUAUGUCUGGAGUUAAUGAGCAUGCUGAUCAAUAUAGAGAUAACGAAGAUUAUAAUUAUGGAAAUUUAGAAAAUGGACAAGAAGAAGAAAUGGAUAUGACAAAUAAUAGUAUGCAAGAUCAAGAAUAUAAACAAAAUUAUGAGCAAGGAAUAAAUGAACAAAUGGAAAUGACAAAUCCAGAUCCUAUGAUGAUCAAAAAAAAUAAUAAAUAUUUUAUUUGUAGUGUAGAACAAGAUUAUUACAAUUACAUAUACAAAUUUCACAUUAUCAACACAUUAUUAUAUUACUUAUUUAAUGAUACAUGUUUUUAUGAGCAUAUAUUUUAUGGAAUUAAAAAGUUUAUUGAAAGUCAGGAUAGCAUUAUGAAUCUUAAUCAUUUUAAAAUAAGAAAUAUGGAUUUUUCAAAUUUAUAUUUGGGUUCUAUUUAUAAAGGAAAUAAAAAAAAUAAAAAAAAAAAAAAAAAACAAACAAAAAAAAAAAUGAAAAAUUCUAACAAACGAAGUAAGAAAUCCUAUACCACUAGUUCUUCCUCAAAUGAUGAAAGUGAGAGUGAUAGUGAAAAAAAUACAACUACAAACAAAGGAAACAAAAUUAGAAAUAUUGAUGGAGUUGAAUCUAUUAGCAGUUUAAACAGUAACUACAGUGAUAAGGAAAAGGAAAAAUAUAAAAAUUCCAAUAAAAAAAAAAAAAAUAAAUAUAAAAAAAAUUAUACUGAUGAAGAUAAAGAAACAGAUACUAUAGAAUCUGCUUAUGAAGAAAAAACUAAUAAUGAAAUAAGUUACGAAGCUACUAUGAAUCCAUCACAAAAUCAAAUUGUUCCCUAUACUGAUUCUAAAAUAUAUAAUCAUAUAAAUAAUGUUUUUGAUUAUGUAGAUAACUUAAAAAAACUUGGAUACCUUAACAACAUUAUUGUUAAUUUAUAUAUGGUUAUUAGUCAUAAAUUAAAAAAAAUAAACUUUGAAUUUUUGUAUAAAAUUAUAAGAAAUAAAUUUGAAGAAAAAGGAAAAAUAAUCAACAGUAUAAAUAGACUUAAAGAAGAAUAUGAGCAUGUUAAUAUUGUUUAUAAUGAUUAUAUACAAUUACAAUAUGAAUAUAAUAAGUGUAUGAGUAUUGGUGAUAAAUUAUAUGAAGAAUUUGAAGAAAUUGAAAAACGUAGAAAAAAAUUAUUGAAAAGUCAUAAAAAUAUGCAAGCUAAUGUAAGUAGCUAUAGAAAAGAAUUAAUUAAAAUUGAAAAAGUAAUUGAAGAAACACCAUCUGUUAAAAAUUGUUUGAAUGAAAAUUUAAAUAAAAUUAAAACAAAUGUAUCUAUGUAUAAAAAAGAUAAAAAAAAAUUAUCACUUUUUAUAAUAUUACAUAAAAUAUAUUUAGAUAAUUAUAAUUAUGUAUAUAGUAAAUUAAAAAAUAUGGAUACACUAAUUGAAAAUUUAGAAUUAUUAGGAAAUGAAUUUGAAAAAAACAUGAAUUUAAUUUUAAAUGAGUACACUUACUUAAUUUCAAAUGAUUUGAUUCUUAUCAAUUUAUUGAAAGACAAACUUAAUAUAACAAUAAACUGUGAUGAUAUCACUUUACUAUUAAAAAGAGAAAAGUUUAUGAAUAGCAUUAAUUAUAAAAUAUGUGAUGAAAAUCAGUUACUUAUAGUAAAUAAAGAUAGUGGCCUCCUUGAAAAUCAGGAUAUCUAUUGUCUACGAAAUUUAUCACAUAAUAGCAAUACUAAUAAUAAUAGUUUUAUCGAUGAUUAUAAAAAUAAUAAUAUACAUACAAAAUAUAAUAGACAUGGAGGAAGUACUCAUAAUACAUGGUCACAAAAUAAUUGGGAAUAUUCUGAACGACCAAGAGCCUCAAGAAAUGCUAAUCUAAUGAAUAGUAGUCACGAUAGUGAAGGUGUUAAUCUUUCAAAUAAAUGGAAUCCAAAAAAUAAUUUACAUACAAAUAAGUACAUGAAAAAUAUUAAUGAAGAUGUUGCAGAUCAUACCGAACCCUUUAGUAGUUAUGGAGAUGGUCGUAAUUAUGAUGAAUAUCAAACUCAAGACAAUAAUUUAGAUCAUGUAAAUAUGAGAGCAAGUACUAGCAAAUGGGGUGGUCAAUCCGAAUUAGUAGAAAAUUUAGAGAAAGAUGAUAAUAUUUUAAUAGAAGAAAAUUUUGAUGAUGAUGAUCAUGUAUCUGAAUUUUAUGAGCAUUCACGUAAAAAAAGUUUAGCUAGCCAUUAUGGAGAUUACUAUGAAAGUGAAAAAGGAAAAGAUGAUAUGGCAGGAGAUGGAACUGAAGAAAAUGAAAACUUUUAUGGAAAUAUAAAUUUUGAUGAUGAUGCAGUAUCAAGUGAUGGUGAUGAUAAUAAUGAAAUAAAAAAUAAAAUAGAUGAAUUUAAUAAUUUUAAAAAUGUAAGAAUUUAUGGUAUUUCUCCUGAAGAUAUUCAAAUUAAUAAUGAAAAAAUUAGUAAAAAAUUAUAUUAUGAAAUAUUAGAAAUUUUAAAACGUCGAAGAGCACACAUUGAAAAAAUGACAUCUCCUGAAAAUAAUCAUAUAUAUAAAAAUAUACAUAAAUUUAAUAACCUACUAAAUAAGUGUGGACAAAAAAUAGAAAUGUGCAAAAAACUUUAUUCUAAAAUUAUCCAAAAAUUGUCAACUAUGGGAACAUCCUCCAUGGUGAAGAAGUCCGAGUCCAUCUACAAGUUCAUUAGAGAGUGGGACGACAAAAUCGAGGCCCUUAACGAAGAGCUCAAACUCGUCGAGGGGGAGAAGCAAAACAAGGAAAGAGAAAUAGCCAUACAACAAAAGAAAAUUGAAAAAAAAGAAAAUGAAAAGCAACAAAAGAAAGAAGAAUUAGGAAUAGUAGUUACUGAAAUGUAUAAACAUAAUAAUAAACUUAAAAAAAUGUAUAAGCGAGAUGAAAAAAUUAUUUUACUAAUUCUUUAUAAUUCAUGGUUCUUUUAUCAUUACAUAUAUAUUAUAUAUUUAAAUACAAUUAAGUUGAAAAAUUAUUUAUCUUAUAAAAUUAGUAUUGGAGAAAUAUGUCAAGCAUCAGCUAAACAUACUAUCAUGAAUAUCAACUGCUUUUCUGAAAUGAUUCAUGAAAACGACUAUUAA
Plasmodium vinckei vinckei is the source of this 5784-nucleotide messenger RNA. Its product is annotated as phosphoinositide-binding protein, putative. Gene Ontology annotation, cellular component: nucleus. Gene Ontology annotation, molecular function: ATP hydrolysis activity; phosphatidylinositol binding. The record is from RefSeq and is a predicted model, not a curated record. The transcript has 6 exons. NCBI's taxonomy places the organism in Eukaryota, Apicomplexa, Aconoidasida, Haemosporida, Plasmodiidae. The coding region runs from base 1 to 5784 and encodes 1927 amino acids.